AUGAGCUCGACAUUCUUCAGUCGUGUGGCUGACGACGAAAUCGGUCAAAUAUUCUCGGAUUACGAGAACGAUUUCAAUCAUUUGGAUGAUAUUUUCCGCGUUGAAGACAAUCCGGAUGAUAUGCGGCUUGGACUCGAGCCGUUGCAUACGCCGGGUCCAGCCGAUUUCGAUCGCCAGUCGACAUCGUCGAUUCAAAACUUUACCGCAAAUUUGACUCUCGAUUCCGACACGGACUACCAAAGAAGAAGUGCGGAAUGUGCCAUGUGGUACAGCUCCUCGGAAGACGACUACAUGUACGAUGCGUUCGGCGAUUUUAUGCAAUACACAAAUGAAUACGUACCGCCAUAUAUGGUAAAGAAGAUAAAUUGCGAUAUCGCAGUUGGCUUUCCGGUGAAUGACCUUCAAAUUGUUUGUGACCUAAUGGACGCGGCCGUCUGCAAAGUUCGUGGAAACAAAUAA
Messenger RNA from Caenorhabditis bovis, 459 nucleotides. NCBI's taxonomy places the organism in Eukaryota, Metazoa, Nematoda, Chromadorea, Rhabditida, Rhabditidae. The record is from the annotation of a GenBank genome assembly.